Molecule: messenger RNA, 2794 nt
Organism: Phaedon cochleariae (mustard beetle)
Lineage: Eukaryota; Metazoa; Arthropoda; Insecta; Coleoptera; Chrysomelidae
Source: the annotation of a GenBank genome assembly
AGAAAAUGAGUGACCAGAAGGAGAUUACGAGUGUGAUAAUGGAGAGAAAAUCUUCGAGCGAAGCUAGUAUUUUGAGUAUUAUUCUUAAUGCGGCUAAAAAGGCAUCUAUAGUGGGCAUAGUAUACUUAGCAGGUUAUAUGCAAUGGUCUGUGGCGUGGUUUAUAGGUCCCAUAGUCCUCUUUGUAAUGAGGGAUCAAUGGAAAAAAUCUAGCGACAGUAGAAGAGCUAUAGCUAAAAGUACGGCGCUAAGCAGCGAAAAGGAUGUAGUGCUAGCCAGAUUGAACGAUUUGCCAGCUUGGGUGUUUUUCCCAGAUAUUGAGAGAGCUGAAUGGUUGAACAGAAUCAUAAAACAAGUAUGGCCCAAUGUUAAUCAUUUUGUCAGAGAAAUGGUCAGAGAUUCCAUUCAACCUAUAUUGAGAGAGAGUUGUGAGAAAUACAACUUGAAGGGUUUCAAAUUUGAACGAAUCAUUUUAGGAACCGUGCCUUUUCGUGUUGGUGGAGUGAAAGUAUAUGACAAAAAUAUCGAUAGAAAUGAAAUAGUCAUGGAUUUGGAUAUUUUUUAUGCAGGAGAUUGUGAUAUCACUUUCCAUCUUUCUGGUAUGAAAGGAGGAAUUCGAGAUUUCCAAUUACACGGUAUGCUCAGAAUUGUGAUGAAACCGCUGAUCACUUCAAUACCACUGGUAGGCGGCCUUCAGGUGUUUUUCUUGAACAAUCCGGACAUAGAUUUUGACCUUGUAGGCAUCGCUGACCUUCUGGAUUUGCCUGGAUUAAGUGAUAUUUUGCGUCGAAUAGUAAUAGAAACGGUAGCUUCGAUGAUGGUGUUGCCUAAUAAAUUUCCCAUUAAAUUAAGUGAUGAAAUUGAAGCAGUUGAGUUGAAGGCACCAGAACCAGAGGGUGUUUUGAGAGUUCACGUGUUCGAAGCUCGACAUCUGAUGAAAAAAGACAUCAGCAUGUUGGGAAAAGGAAAAUCCGAUCCAUAUGCCGUCAUCACUGUGGGGGCCCAAGAAUUUAAAACGAAAGUUAUCGAUAAUAAUGUUGAUCCCAAGUGGGACUAUUGGUGCGAAUUUCAAAUACUUGAAUCUAACGGACAACAACUAUAUAUUCAUGUGUGGGACAAAGAUGAUACAGGGGAUGACGAAAACCUUGGAAGAGCCACCAUUGAGGUUUCUAACAUCGUCAAAAAAGGAAGCGAUGAUAUAUGGGUGACUCUAGAACAAGUCAAACAUGGAAUGGUACAUCUCAGACUGACUUGGUUGUCCCUAAGUAAAAAGUACUCAGAUUUGGAUGCUAUUAUAAAUGAAACGCAAUUACUAAGAGCCUCAAAUUUGAACACAGCAUUGGUGACCGUAUUUUUAGACUCUUGCAAAAAUUUACCACAAGCAAGAAUGUCGACUAAACCCGACCCGUACGCAAUUUUGAGAAUCGGGAAAACCUCACAACAAACCAAAGUACUAAUGCGCACUAUCCAUCCCGUGUGGGAAGAAGGUUUCACCUUUUUGACAUCCAAUCCUGAAAAUGACUUGCUCUUCCUGAGCAUCAUGGAUCAAAAAACCAACACCGAAAUCGGCCAGCUGAACUUCAAGCUCAAAACCAUAGUGAACAAAAACAACUUAGAGAUCAAGAAGGAGCCAUUCUCCUUGUUGAAGUCUGGACCGGAUAGCAAAGUUGUGUGGUCCAUGCACCUGAGAAUACUGAAAAGGACUGGGCCUACAUUUCAAGAACUCAUCGUUGGCGAAGAAGCAAGACCACUCAAUAGAACCGAUUCAAAUAUAUCCAAAGCCUCUUUGAAUGUUGCAGGUGCGGCGAGAAAUGAAGCCCAGUUUCAGCUGAACGAGGAAUCAGCUUCGAUCCAAAGUGAAGAAACUCCCCCAGUUGAAGAUCUCAUUGAAGAUUCUUCCAUCUCGCUUCUCAACAAUGUACCACCUUCAGAAAACUCUGAGUUUCUUCUGCAUCGAACACCCAGUGUAACAUCGUCUGCUGGAGAAGCUGGCUUAGGUAGGAUUCAAUUGACCCUUAGAUACAGCAUCCAAAGACAACGACUAAUUGUUGCAGUGCACAAAAUAAUGAAUAUACCACUGAAGGAUCCCUCGAAUAUACCGGAUCCUUAUGUCAAAUUGUAUUUGUUGCCAGAGAGAGCUAGGGAUACCAAACGAAAAACACAGGUUAUCAAAGACAAUUGCAAUCCAAUUUUUGAUGAGACUUUCGAAUAUGUACUGAGUGAAGGGGAAGUAGGAUCCAAACAAUUGGAAGUUACUGUCGGUACCCAGAAGCAACUGUUUUAUACGAGCAGUAAUGUUUUAGGACAGGUUAUUAUUGACUUGGGACUACUGAAUUUAACGCAACCUUACAAUGUUUGGUUUGACUUGCAACCGGAAUCUGAAUAAUUUGUAUUUUCGAAAUAUUUUUGAAUAUGUGUUCUGGUCUUUGUCUCUCUCAAUUUUUAAACUGUAUUUAAUCCUCUAUUUUUCUGUGAAAGGUCGCUGGAUCAUUGAAUGAUCAACGAUUUGCUGCUAUUUUUUGGAAUUGCAUAGGCUUUUUUAUAUUCUGUACUUAAUUUAGCUGAAAAAAUAUAGGUAUCUAUUUUUCAAAUGCAUAUUAUUUACAAAUAUGUGCCCAAACUAUAUUGAUGUUGAAUAAAAUACGAUUUUAAAUUUUAUUCUGUCUAAUUUCAUUGUUAAGUAUGUAAAAAGCUUCAAUAUCGGAGCAUUUUCAUCGCAGUUACAUUUGAGGAAGUUUUAAUCAAAAUAUGGCGUAUAUACCGAAAUUGAAUUUAUAAUGGACGCAAAUUGCUAGU